UCUCCCAAACUUAAAUUAAUUUCCUUCUUCUUCGUCUGUGGCACAGAUUCUCCCUUUCCUUCAAUCUACGCUUCCUUUUUUUUUUCUUCUUGUUUUUUUUUGUCAGACUAAAAGAAAACACCAAAAAUCAAAAAUCAACUUAGUUUUGUUUAUUCUCAAAAUCCGUAAAACCAGAGAAGAGAGUGAAAACAACUUCUAGAUGUCUCAUGGGCUCUUCUUGUUCUUCGCUGUCUUCGUUUCUUGAGCUUCCCAGCAUCAUCAAAUAAACCUCGUAGAACCGCAUAAAAAACAAAUCUUUCACAUAAAAAGGAAACAACUUUCUCGGUUGUUUUCUCUCCAGGCAGCUUUAAGAAUCAAAAUGAGAGGAGAAAUGGAAUCUGUAAUUGAAUACGAAGAAUCUCGGUUUUUCGACGCACAAGACGAAAUCGCAUCAUGUUCCAGUACAAUCGAGUACGAUGAAACUCCAUCAACCAUCUCUGGCGAUUUCCAGUACGAUGUUUGGAUCAAAAGCCCAGGAAACGCUGAGGAGCGUCGAGAGAAGUUCUUGAACUGGAUGGGGAUAAGUGUGAGCCAAACUCAUCACGAGGAGGAGCCACCUGAAUCAGGCAAUGUGGAUCGUUUCUCAAGCUCGGUUAGUGAAGCAGCGGUUUUGAGGAGUUUGAAAUCAGACGACGAGUUCAGCUCUUGUCGAUGUGAUUCUUCUGUGUUUAGUCCAAGGGAGAUUGUAGAUAGGAUUGUGAAGGAGGAGGGUUUGUGUAAAGAGGAAGAAGAAGUAGAUGUUGGGAGUUUAAGUAGUCGAAUGGUUUUGAGGAGUUUGCGUUCUGAUGAUGAUGAUAUUAGCUCUAGCCUUUGUUCUGGAUCACCUGCAUCGGGUCUAACAGAUAAGAUUGUGAAAGAAAAUGGUGAAGAGAUUGAGUUUAAGUCACCAAACCCGCCUGCAGAACAACGAGAUGUAGGCGGAAUCAUGAAGAGGGUUAAGGAGAGAUGGUUGGGUCGGCUGAAUAGAGUGCGUAACAAGGAAAGAUCUGCUGGUGAAGCUGCGGUUUUGGGGAGUAGGAUCGAGAGAGUUAAGGUGAAGGAGUUUAAGAAAGAGACCAAGGAGCUUUCUGCUCUUUUCAAGGGUCAAGAAAUACAAGCUCAUGAAGGAGCGAUUCUCGCUAUGAAGUUUAGUCCUGAUGGCAGGUACCUUGCAAGUUCCGGUGAAGACAGGGUUUUGCGGGUUUGGAGCAUUGUUGAAGACGAAAGAUGUGAUGAACAUGACGUUCCCAAGAUGGAUCCCUCUUGUAUAUACUUUGAAGUGAGCAAACUCUCUGAGUUGAGACCUGUGGCCGUAGAAAAGGAGGGCAUUACUGGCUCAUUGAUGAGUCCAAGGAAGACAACAGAGUCCGCUUGUGUUAUAAUUCCCCCAAAGAUUUUCCGGGUGCUUGAGAAACCAGUUCACGAGUUUCUCGGUCACAGUGGUGAUAUCCUUGAUAUCUCAUGGUCCAAGAACAAUCGUCUGUUGUCAGCUUCUGUAGACAAUAGCGUUCGGCUUUGGCAGAUUGGCCGUGAAGAGUGUCUUGGAAUCUUCUCUCACAGUAACUAUGUUACAUCUGUGCAGUUCAACCCGGUUGAUGAUGAUCACUUCAUCAGCGGUUCAAUAGAUGGAAAAGUUCGCAUCUGGUCAACUUCUCAGUGCCAAGUUGUAGAUUGGGCCGACGCUAGAGGCAUUGUAACCGCAGUUUGUUAUCGCCCAGACGGCCAGGCAGGGAUUGUUGGAACUUUGACGAGCGAAUGUCGCUUCUACAACGUAUCAGGCCACUGCCUUCAACUCGAUGGCCAGAUAUGUCUGCAUAGCAAAAAGAAGUCCGCAAAUAAACGAAUAAUCGGCUUUCAGUUUGAUUCAACCGACCCAAGCAGAGUAAUGGUUGCAUCCGCAGAUUCACAAGUCAGGAUCAUUAGUGGUCGCAACGUUGUCCAUAAAUACAAAGGAUCUCGAAAUGCCGGGAAUCAAAUAUCGGCAUCUUUUACAGCAGACGGGAAGCAUAUAAUCUCGGCGUGUGACGAUUCCUCCGUCUACGUCUGGAACUGCAUCGAAAACGAUCCGGAACCACCGUCUCCUGGUUUUUUCUCCUACACUAAACGACUCAAAAUCCGAUCCUUUGAGAAAUUCUCCGUAGAUGUUUCAGUCGCUAUCCCGUGGUGCGGAUUCGCUCCUGUAAUCUCCGGCGGAUCUGAGCUAUCGCCGUCGCUCUUCUCUUUGGGACGCGAGUACGUUCUCGAUUCUCCCAAGGGAUCUGCGACUUGGCCGGAGGAGAAGCUGGCAAGCUCGUUUUCUCCGGUGAAGGCGAUCCGGAGAUCGCAUUAUAGAUUUCUCCGAUCGUCGUGCCGGAGAACGUCGGAGUCUUCUCAUCUUUGGGGAUUGGUUAUAGUCACCGGCGGGUGGGAUGGACGGAUCAGAUUGUUUCACAACUAUGGUUUGCCUGUUCCCGUUUGAAAUCCAACGGCUACGAAACGCUGCUUAUUGUCGAAAACGUUGACGUAUAGUUUAUACUCCGCACUCGUGUGUCGUCUGGUGAGCCACAUGGUGAAGUUUAGGAGUUUUGUUCGGGCCCUAUGUUUGGGCCUAACACGUUGGCCCGUUUACCCGGUGGUUUGUAGCUUGGUCUCACCAGGUUUGGACUUAGCCGGAGCUGAAGGUUUGGAAUUGCUUCGGAGGUAGGGGAACGAGAAAAAAUGAAGAAAGGGUAACUCAGAUUUUUGCCUUUUUUAUCGUAAAAAAAGUUAUUAUUAGUAUAAUUAUACUUGCCUUUUUUUGUAAGUUAAUAAUAUAUAGGGGAAAUGUAACUGAGGCCCGUCUUUUUUUUCCGUGUAAAUACCAUGGUUUUAUUUUUUGGUACAGAAUAGAGUAUUAU
Messenger RNA from Eutrema salsugineum, 2894 nucleotides. RefSeq lists its product as uncharacterized. The transcript is spliced from 8 exons. Bases 359 to 2476 code for a protein of 705 amino acids. NCBI's taxonomy places the organism in Eukaryota, Viridiplantae, Streptophyta, Magnoliopsida, Brassicales, Brassicaceae. Gene Ontology annotation, molecular function: protein binding. The record is from RefSeq and is a predicted model, not a curated record.